This is a messenger RNA of Enhydra lutris kenyoni (northern sea otter), 1614 nucleotides long. RefSeq names its product zinc finger protein 837. Gene Ontology annotation, cellular component: nucleus. Lineage: Eukaryota; Metazoa; Chordata; Mammalia; Carnivora; Mustelidae. The record is from RefSeq and is a predicted model, not a curated record. Gene Ontology annotation, biological process: regulation of transcription by RNA polymerase II. Gene Ontology annotation, molecular function: RNA polymerase II cis-regulatory region sequence-specific DNA binding; DNA-binding transcription activator activity, RNA polymerase II-specific.
AUGGAGGCUUGGGCCCAGAACUCCAGGCAGGGAGGCAUCCCCAAGGCAGAUCUCCAGGGAGCCGACAGGGGCCAGGAGGAGAGGCCCAAGAUGGCGUGGAGGCCCGUGGCAGAGGACCCGGCCAAGAGACACCCCUCUCAGGAGGGAGACUACAUGGGGACAGCAGGUGGCAAGACGGCUCCCCAAGGCAGGGACUCCUGGAGCUGGGGCCUUGGUAUGAGCCCCAGUCCAGGGACCCGCCAGAGUGCAGGAGCAGGACCCCUGGUAAAAGAACCAUGUGGCCCUACCUCCUCUCAGGACCCCGACCUAGUCAUUCCCCAGAGGCCACAUGCUGGGGAGGGCCCCUGUUGGUGCCCAGUCAAUGCCAGGGCCUCCAGCUGUAGCUGCUGCCUGGCACAGCAUCACAGAACACCCCCAGAGGAGAAGCCCCUGGUGUGUGAUCACUGUGGAGGCCAGCUGCUGUGCUGGUGCUGCCCCAGGACCCAGCUGUGCCAGGUCCACACAGAGGAGGGGUCGCAGGAACAGCGCAUAGGCACCCAGACGCUUCCAAAGACGCUGCAAGUGACCCUCUUUCAGCAGAAGCCCCUGAAGGAGCUGCCCCAGGCCUGCCGUUGCCGCGAGGGCUUGACCUGGACGGCCCUGCCCUGGACGGCCCUGCCCUGGACGGCCCUGCCGGACGCGCAGGAAACGUGUGGCCGGUGUGGCGAGCGCCUUGGCUCCGACAAGCAGCCGCAGGUGGCCGAGGGCCCCUUAAUGUGUCCUCAGUGUGGUCAGGCCUCGGGUCCCGGCUGCGGCGCCCCCGACCCCCUGGCGCAAAGGCCCUACGUCUGCGACCAGUGCGGCAAGGCCUUCGCACGCACCUCUAGCCUGCUGCAGCACGAGCGCAUCCACACCGGCGAGUGACCCUAUGAGUGUGCCCAGUGUGGCAAGGCCUUCGUGCGCUGCUCUGGCCUCCACCGCCACCAGAAGACCCACUCGGCCGAGCACCACCGCCACAGCCGGGCCCUGGCCCGGAGGUCCUGCCUCUUAGGGUGCCCGCCCUGUGGGGACUGUGGCGAGGGGACCCGGGGGCCUCCACGGGUGCCCGUUGCCGGGCAGAAGCCAUACGAGUGCGCAGAGUGCGCCAAGGCCUUUGCCCUGUUGUCACACCUCGUGGAGCACCGGCUCGUGCACACUGGCGAGAAGCCCUACGCGUGCCCGGAGUGCGGCAAGGCCUUCAAGCAGCGCUUGAACCUGAGUCGCCAUCGGCGCACACACAGCAGCGCCAGGCCCUACGCCUGCCGGCUGUGCGACAAAGCCUUCAAGGGCCGCUCGGGCCUGCUGCAGCACCGGCGCGCGCACACCGGCGAGCGGCCCUACAGCUGCCCCGAGCGCGGCAAGACCUUCCGCGGCUGCUCCGGGCUGCGCCAGCACGAGCGCCUGCACUCGGGCGAGGAGCCCUACAUCCGCCGAGACCGCCGCAGGGCCUUCGUGCGCAACUGCAGCCUGGUCCGCCACCGGCGCACGCACACGGGCGAGCGGCCCUACGCGUGCGCCGAGUGCGGCCGCGCCUUCAGCCAGCGCUCCAAGCUCAACGAGCACCGCAGGCGGCACGCGGGCCGCGCCGCCUCCUGA